GCAGAGGGCACGGAAGUGUGUGACGUUUUAUCCAGGCGUGAAAUGAGCUUUGGGAGCCCAUGUCUCCGUAGUGAACAGCUGUUGUUUUGAUGUGGCUGAAACUGCGAACGGUCUGAAUGACUUGUGGUGUAGCUGAGGUCCUUCCAUGUGACUGAAUAGAGGUCACAUGUUGCUCUGAAGUCAGGCAAGUCUCCAAGCUGUGCGCAACAAGAUGGGCGACAAAGCAGAAGGGAAGGGCACUCAGGAUACCCAGCUGAAAUCUAACCCCAAAUCACAGGAUGCUGGUCCUUCAUCAGCAAAAGAUGAUGGUC
Branchiostoma floridae (Florida lancelet) is the source of this 311-nucleotide messenger RNA. RefSeq names its product serine/threonine-protein kinase fray2-like. Lineage: Eukaryota; Metazoa; Chordata; Leptocardii; Amphioxiformes; Branchiostomatidae. The record is from RefSeq and is a predicted model, not a curated record.